Messenger RNA from Pseudogymnoascus destructans, 3466 nucleotides. RefSeq names its product glucose transporter (gene RCO3). Gene Ontology annotation, biological process: carbohydrate transport; transmembrane transport. The transcript has 3 exons. Gene Ontology annotation, cellular component: membrane. Bases 429 to 2189 code for a protein of 586 amino acids. Lineage: Eukaryota; Fungi; Ascomycota; Leotiomycetes; Thelebolales; Thelebolaceae. The record is from RefSeq and is a predicted model, not a curated record. Gene Ontology annotation, molecular function: carbohydrate:proton symporter activity.
CCCCCGCCAAAUAGGCGUCUCGACCGUAUUCCCAGAGACCCCCAGUUGUGCUUCAACCACUUCAACCAUCAACCCACCUUCUCCUCGCCCCAUUCGAAACAAUCCAGGCAAUCCCACCUGCGACACUAUCUCUGGGAAUCCCAACUAUAAGCCUCGGUCGGUCAUCUUCGGACCCUCUACCAGAGACUGCGAUACAGCAACCCCGAGUACCCUGCGCGAAGAGAGAACCCUUCGCCUUCGUCAAGUCAGCUCAAUGAGACCCUUCGUCGCGAAGUCAAAUCUGAUGCCCUCGAAUUCAAAGACGCCGCUUGUUACGAUCGGUACUGCUUCCAGUAACGGCCAAUAGGUUGUAGGAGGGAAAAAAUCGACACUGGCUACGCUUUGCGCGAUACACACGACCAGCCGUUCGACAGGGCAUCGCCGCGACAAUGGUGGUGUUCGACUUGACAGCAUGGCGGAAGCCCGAAAGCGCAGCCGGUUCCCCGGCGCCUGCGAUCAUGAUCGGAGCCUUCGUCGCGUUUGGAGGCAUACUGUUUGGAUACGAUACUGGCACGAUCAGCGGCAUCAUUGCUAUGCGAUGGUGGCUCGACCACUUCUCGACGGGCAGUAGGGACAGCGACGGCCUACUUUCUAUAACGCCGACACAGUCGUCCGAAAUUGUGUCGAUACUCAGCGCGGGGACGUUCUUUGGGGCCCUACUCGCCGCCCCGAUUGGUGAUAGGAUAGGGCGUCGGAAAUCUCUCAUGUUGGCAGUACUGGUCUUCGCAUUUGGUGUCGCGAUGCAGACAGCCUCAAACACGAUUCGCAUCUUUGCCGCUGGAAGAUUCUUUGCUGGCAUGGGCGUUGGAACGAUAUCCGUGCUUGUCCCAUUGUAUCAAUCCGAGAUGGCACCAAAAUGGAUUCGUGGAGCGUUAGUUUGUUGUUACCAGCUCGCUAUUACAGUCGGCCUAUUUAUCGCCGCAGUCGUGAAUUACCUCACCUCAAAUCUAGAUUCCGCCAACUGCUUUCGGAUACCUGUCGCCAUACAGCUCCUGUGGGCUGGUAUCCUCUUUAUCGGCCUGGUUAUUCUCCCCGAGACCUCUCGAUAUCUUAUCAAACGGGAGAUGCACGCGGCAGCUGCAGCGUCGCUCUCUCGAAUUCGGCGUCUUGAUAUCACUCAUCCGGCCUUAAUCGAGGAAAUAGCAGAGAUUGAAGCUAACCAUGCCUACGAACUCUCUCUUGGGCCCUCCACCUAUCGAGAUGUAUUCCGCGGCGCGCCUCAUCUCGGAUUCAGGGUAAUGACUGGCUGUGGCCUACAAAUGCUCCAACAGCUGAGUGGCUGCAAUUUUGUGUUCUACUACGGUACUACAUUUUUCAAACGUGCCGGGAUCGAGUCGCCAUUCACGUACGGCCUCGUGACAACUGUCGUGAACGUCGUCUGCACCGUCCCCGGCAUGUUUCUCGUCGAAGCCUGGGGCCGACGCCGCCUUCUCCUGGUCGGCGCUGUCGGAAUGGCAGCGUCCCAGCUAAUAGUCGCCAUAGUCGGCACCGCAUUUGGCGCCCAGCCUGACGACCAUGUCUGGAAUAAAGUCAUGAUGGCCUUCGUCUGCGUAUACAUAGCCUUCUUCGCCAUGUCCUGGGGCCCUGUCGUCUGGGUUGUCACCUCAGAGAUCUACCCCCUCAAAGUCCGCGCAAAGUCCAUGUCCAUUUCCACCGCCACCAACUGGCUCUUCAACUGGGCCAUCGCCUACGCAACACCCCACCUAGUGAACAACGGCCCCGGCUACGCCGACCUCGGCUCCAAAGUUUUCUUCGUCUGGGGCGCCUUCUGCGUCGCAUCCUUCUUCUUCGUCUGGUUCCUCGUCUUCGAGACCUCCAAGAUCUCGCUCGAGCAGAUCGACGAGCUCUACGAGCGCGUCGACCACGCUUGGCACUCAACCUCCUUCCAGCCUAGCUGGAGCUUCCAGGACAUCCAGGAGAACGGGGUCGGGCAGGCCAGCAGCGUGAGUCUGGCGGAUCGCACGAAGGCGCGACGGCACCAGUUUGAAGAUUCGAGCACGAUGCUGGGGGAGGUGCAUACGCAUGAUCCAGAGACCGAGCACGGCAUCACGCCGACACCUACGCGGAGCAGCCAAGCGACUAGCUCGGCGACAGAGACGGACGAGGAUAAGAUUAUUGCGUCGCUGGGGAAUGUGAAUUUCACGUUCUAGCUUGGAUCAUCGGCGCGCUGUUUAUACGCUUUCAUUGCAUUUAACGCUUAAUACCCCAUGGCCAUGUCAGAUCACCUCAUCCAUCUAUCAUCAUCAACAUUUACCGCCGCGUUUGUCAUCACCACAUAUCUUCACUCCGACUACCAUCCACAUAUCUAUCUGUCCAGCUUUCAUUCAGCGCGGCGCCAGUAUAUCUCAUCAUCUAACGGUCAUUUAUCGUCAUAUAUUAUUCUUUAUUUUCGGGUGUUUUUGGAGGGAGUUUAAGGGGGUUUGAUGGGGUUAUGGACCUCGGGAGGCGGGUUGGGUCAGCUUCCUCGUGUUGUUCAUGUUAGGCGCUGUUAUCGGGUCGGGGAUAUGAAUCGGACGAAUGGGUCGCGGUAGGAGCGGUGUUAUGUGGUGUGUUGUGACCCCUAAUGGGAGGGGACAAGGGAUAAUUUGUCUAUAGGGAGGGGUGUGAUAAUAUAGUCAAAUCUGGCUAUAUACAACAGACUCAUUGAUAUCGUCUACUGUUAUUUUACACCUUCUCUGCACAAUCAGCCUUGCUUGUUUACGUCUCUUAGCGAUCAAACCUCUGCCACUCCAGCUAUCUUCGCACAGCCUUGCCCAGGCUUUCCCACCAUAGACCGACAGGCCACAGUUGCAACUCGAGAAUUCGACGACAUUGCCUUCAAAUUCCGAGGUCUAAUAACUGCGAAUGUCGACGACAACAGCCGCUGGCUGAUGUCGUCGGAGCGGGUGGUAAUGACAAGCUGGUGUGGUGACGAGCAGCCGGUGUGGAACCGAGAAGACGGAGUGGCGUCAAGAAAGCUCGCAUGGUGGCCAUAAACCAGCUUGGAGUUCACAAGUGAGCUGACCAUCUGGUGUUGGUGUUGUCGUUGUCGUUGUUAACAGAGGGUCGUAGGUCGGAAGUUCGGAAACUAUUUGUGAACCAGGUCACCUAGGUUUAUGUACAGGGGUCUCUCGGAGGCAGUGUCUUGACGUUCUCUCCAACAGCUUGCUGGCAGGAUUAUGUACCGUACGUUGUAUAAGCCUUUUUCAUUUCUCCUUUUAUACCAACCAUCGAAUUCCUCUCCGACUUCAGCUGCCAUCAAUAUGUCCACUAUGUGCCCUUGGAUGAUGGCUUCAUAUAACACACACAAGCGCCACCAAGUAUCCAAAAAUAAAUCAUUAACCUCACCCCCUACCCGCUCCAAGUUAACCACACAAACAACGACCCCGCUACCCACAGCACCCUCCAUACGCUCUCCGCAAACUCCCUCCCUAUCCUCCCCAGCGGC